Messenger RNA from Oryzias melastigma (Indian medaka), 2985 nucleotides. RefSeq names its product protein kinase C, delta a (gene prkcda). The record is from RefSeq and is a predicted model, not a curated record. The coding region runs from base 239 to 2290 and encodes 683 amino acids. Gene Ontology annotation, molecular function: ATP binding; diacylglycerol-dependent serine/threonine kinase activity. NCBI's taxonomy places the organism in Eukaryota, Metazoa, Chordata, Actinopteri, Beloniformes, Adrianichthyidae. The transcript has 18 exons. Gene Ontology annotation, biological process: protein phosphorylation.
GUGCGCGCGCGCCAGGUAGACGUCACAGCUCGCCGCGCGCGAGCGCGAGAGAGAGAGAGCCAGCCACACUUCCUCAAACGACGGAAUCAGAGCGAGGACGGCGGCGGGGAGAGCACGAAGUUUGCUCGAGCUCGCGGAACGCGCUGAGGCGGACGUCCACGCGCCCUUUUAGUCGAACUUUUCCCGAACUGCAGGAAGUUUUUUAAACCCACCGAAGGUGACCAUUGGACCUGCCACAAUGGCUCCUUUCUUGAGGAUCGCCUUUAACUCGUACGACUUGGGCAUUCUGCCUCCCUCGGCGGAUCAGCCCUUCUGUGCGAUCAAGAUGAAAGAAGCUUUAACAACUGAGCGAGGCAAGACCUUGAUCCAGAAAAAGCCCACCAUGUAUCCAGCCUGGAAGGCCAGUUUUGAUGCACACAUAUACGAGGGUCGAGUGCUGGAGGUGCUGCUGAUGAAGACGGCGGACGAGCCGCUGGCAGAGGUCUCUGUGGGCGUGUCUGUCCUCGCCGAGCGCUGCAAGAAAGCUAACGGACGGGCGGAAUUCUGGGUGGAUCUUCAUCCCUCUGGAAAAGUGAUGAUGGCGGUGCAGUACUUCCUGGAGGGUGUCGAUGCAGAGAGUAAACAAGCGGCGAAAGAGGAGGAAGCUCCGACUCUGAACCGGCGACGAGGAGCCAUCAAGCAGGCCAAGAUCCAUUUCAUCAAGAACCACGAGUUCAUCGCCACCUUCUUCCGACAGCCCACUUUCUGCUCGGUGUGCAGAGAGUUUGUCUGGGGACUCAACAAGCAAGGCUAUAAAUGUAGACAAUGCAAUGCGGCGAUCCACAAGAAGUGCAUAGACAAAAUCAUCGGCAGAUGUACCGGGACGGCUGCCAACAGUCGGGAUACUGUGUUUCAAAAGGAGCGUUUUAAAAUCGACAUGCCGCAUCGUUUCAAAACCAACAAUUACAUGAGUCCCACCUUCUGCGAUCACUGCGGGAGCCUGCUGUGGGGUCUGGUCAAACAGGGCCUGAAGUGUGAAGACUGCGGCCUGAACGUCCACCAUAAGUGUCAAACUAAAGUCGCAAACCUUUGUGGGAUUAACCAGAAGUUACUAGCUGAGGCGCUAACACAAGUCAGUCAGAAAUCCUCCACUCGCCGCUCAGAUCCAAACCUUCCUCCAAUGCCGGAUAUUGGAAUAUACGAUGAAGUAAACAAGCUUGCUGGGCUUGAGAUCGAAACGUCUCCCUACGGCCGACUGUGGGAAGGGUCCAGCCCACGGCCACAAUCGCGCUUAACCCACCUGACUCGCGUUAAUGUGGACAACUUCGUCUUCCACAAAGUGUUGGGAAAAGGCAGCUUUGGAAAGGUCCUCCUAGCAGAGCUGAAGGGCUGUGGAGAGUAUUUUGCAGUGAAAGCUCUGAAGAAGGAGGUGGUGCUGAUGGAUGAUGACGUGGAGUGCACCAUGGUGGAGAAGAGGGUCUUGGCUCUGGCCUGGGAGAACCCCUUCCUCACACACCUUUACUCCACCUUCCAGACUAAGGAACAUCUGUUCUUCGUAAUGGAGUACCUAAACGGAGGUGACCUGAUGUUUCAUAUUCAGGAAAAAGGUCGUUUUGACCUCAACAGAGCCACGUUCUACUCGGCUGAGAUCGUUUGUGGUCUUCAGUUCUUGCAUUCCAAAGGGAUCAUCUACAGAGAUCUAAAGUUAGACAAUGUGAUGCUGAAUCAUGAGGGUCACAUCAAAAUUGCUGACUUCGGCAUGUGCAAGGAGAACGUGUUUGGAGAUAAUCGCGCCACAACCUUCUGUGGGACUCCGGACUACAUCGCCCCAGAGAUUCUGCUGGGACAGAAGUACUCCUUCUCCGUGGACUGGUGGUCGUUCGGGGUUCUGCUGUACGAGAUGCUGGUGGGUCAGUCACCGUUCCAUGGAGAUGACGAGGACGAGCUGUUUGAGUCGAUCCGCAUGGACACGCCCCACUACCCCCGCUGGAUCAACAAGGAGGCCAAAGACCUGCUGGAGCAGCUGUUUGACAGGGAGCCCACACACAGGCUGGGAGUCGUGGGCAACAUCCGGCAACACUCCUUCUUCAAAAGCAUCAACUGGCAAGCCUUGGAAAAGAGGGAGGUGGAACCCCCGUUCAAGCCCAAAGUGAAAGCCCCCAACGACUGCAGUAACUUUGACCGGGAGUUCCUGAGCGAGAAGCCGCGGCUGUCCCACAGUGAGAAGAACUUUAUAGACUCCAUGGAUCAGUCGGCGUUUUCGGGAUUCUCCUUCAUAAACCCCAAGAUGGAGCGCCUUUUAGAGAACUGAGCCGUCCGAAAACGAGACUUCAGGGGUAUUUAUGGGGUAGUGAAUGGAUGAUCCUCCGUCAGUAUUUGUGCAACAUCAUUUCAAACUUCCUCUCUCAGCUUUGGGUACGAAAUAAAUCCGCCUGUAUGCUGUAUAGUUUGAUGUUAUUGUAUUUUUAGCAUGCUUUUUAAUAGUCUAUGGAAUCCUGUGUGAGUAUUAAUAUGAAAUAUUCUUACAUUUCACACAACAUCAUCUGACACCAUGUGGUGUUGCCUUUAAUUGCAUUUUAGCCGUUCAGAAGUAGAUGGAAAGGUAUGUAAUAUAUACAGUUUUAUUAUGUAAAUGAGGCAUGUAUAUGAACAACAAAAUGCAGUUCUACAAACUAUAAACUAAUGAAUGUUAGCGUCUCUUCUUGCAUUGUAUGUCAUACGUUUCAGAGCUGUAACUGUCAGAAAUAGUUGUAUUUGUACAGUUGGCAAAAUGUAAAUAUUUAAUACAAACGUCGUUUUCAUUUGAGCAGAAAGUUUGUUUUGGGAGAAAGGUGUGCAGCCACAGGUACAAGAAGAAAUGUAACAUAGGCCUACUUUGUGGUUAGAAUAUCAAUCUGUAUAGAAACUAUGAAAUUAUGUUUUAAAGUGCAUGUUGAGAUGUUUGUUUUUAUUAUGUUUUAAUUAUUAUCCCCAUGCUUUACUUCUGAUUAAAUACUACUAGCUAUA